Messenger RNA from Lactuca saligna, 387 nucleotides. The record is from the annotation of a GenBank genome assembly. Lineage: Eukaryota; Viridiplantae; Streptophyta; Magnoliopsida; Asterales; Asteraceae.
AUGGCUAACCUUCCCGGAAUCAUCCCUUCUGCUGCCGAGUAUCGACAAUUGGAGACCACCUAUGGCUUAUCCUCCUUAGAAGGUGUGGAAUUUCCCUCUCCUGGCUCUAGCAUCUCUUCCCCUCCCCCUGGAAAAAUUGGGGUUUCCCUAAAAACCCUGGACGUCGAUAUACGAUUUCCCCUGACGGACUUUCAGGAGGAAGUCCUUCAAAAGGAUGGUUGUAGUCUUCAGAUGUUGACCCCCAAUGUUGUCAACAAAGUGGUUGCCUUCAAGAUGAUCUGUAGGGUAAGCGGGUACCUUCUCGACUACUUUGUCUUCAAGUUCUUCUUUCGAUUUUGCAUCACCGGAGACAAAUCACGCCGUAGUUCCCGAUGGGCAUACCCCUAA